AUGGGCAUAGCGUCUGUUCAACUUUUGUGCGCUAAGGUGGCAUCCAUUAAGGCACUGACGAUACCAAAGUUGGAGCUGACAGCUGCGCAUCUCAUGUUGAAGUUGAUGGCUAAGGUGAGGGCGUCAUUGAGUCUAAACAUUGAUAACGUAUACUAUUGGAGCGAUUCGUCCUUCGUUUUGAGAUGGAUAAAAAUCGAGCAAUAUCGGCUACAGACAUUCGCGCGUAAUCGUGUAAUUGACAUACAAGCAUCAACAUCCACUGUGAGUUGGAGGCACGUUCCAUCCACCGACAACCCAGCGGAUUUAGCAUCGCGAGGAGUAUUGCCGAAAGUCCUGGCGGAGCGAAGACUAUAG
Messenger RNA from Mycetomoellerius zeteki, 354 nucleotides. RefSeq lists its product as uncharacterized. The record is from RefSeq and is a predicted model, not a curated record. The coding region runs from base 1 to 354 and encodes 117 amino acids. NCBI's taxonomy places the organism in Eukaryota, Metazoa, Arthropoda, Insecta, Hymenoptera, Formicidae. The transcript has a single exon.